Molecule: messenger RNA, 192 nt
Organism: Chaetomium globosum CBS 148.51
Lineage: Eukaryota; Fungi; Ascomycota; Sordariomycetes; Sordariales; Chaetomiaceae
Exons: 2
Coding region: 1-192 (63 amino acids)
Source: RefSeq, a predicted model, not a curated record
AUGACCACCCACGAGUUCCGGAUCCCCCUCGAGCGCGGGCUGCCUCUCCGCACAAAGGGCGGCGAGCCCAUCAAGGAUGAAGACUGUGGUGGGAAUUCGCGGAACCCGGCCGUCAAGGACCUGGCGGGCCAGGCUGUCGAGGUUGCCAUCAUGCGGUAUGGAUUCCAGGGCGCCAAAGGAGGCUGCCUUUAA